AUGCACGCGGUUUUUCUUUUGGGUCCGUGCGAACGACCCCUUUCGUUUGGCCCUAAUCGGAUCCCUUCGAUCGUGUGCUUUCAGAUUCAAGACAACCUGCGCAAAGGCUUCACCGAAGAUGGAUCCAUGGAACAUCCCGAACCAGGCUACAAGGAAGCCUCAUUGAGUAUAUGGAUUCGACGCGAGGUCCGUGUCCUGUCCACCUGUCUCUCAAUCUAUUUGUCCGAAUUGGAUUAUCAAGCUGCCCUGGAUACGGUUCAUCAACUGGCAAUUACUUGUGCUUCGAGUCCCGGUGUGCUUCGUGGUUUGGCCAGUAUCAUGGGGCGUAUCUAUCUACAGGUGGGUUCGUUCGUCCCUUAUUAUUCGGUUAUGCCCUGA
This is a messenger RNA of Echinostoma caproni, 378 nucleotides long. Lineage: Eukaryota; Metazoa; Platyhelminthes; Trematoda; Plagiorchiida; Echinostomatidae. The record is from the annotation of a GenBank genome assembly.